This is a messenger RNA of Serendipita indica DSM 11827, 408 nucleotides long. The record is from the annotation of a GenBank genome assembly. Lineage: Eukaryota; Fungi; Basidiomycota; Agaricomycetes; Sebacinales; Serendipitaceae.
AUGCGACCAAUCUCCCUUUCCUCCAUUCUGUUUGCUACUGGACUCGCAGUCUCGGUGUCGGGCUUUCCUCAGAUGGGUCCAGGCCCAGUCGUCACCUCUAGUUUGGACGAAGGCGUCCAGACCGUGGAAUCGAUGCCGCAAAUUGCACCUUCGAGCACAGGAAUUAGCAUCAUCAUGGGACCAGGUCCAGUCAUAACAUCAGAUUCCAGUAUAUCUGGAUUAGACUCAUCCUCUACAACGCUCGCAAAUUCCACCACCACCUCUCGGUCGACAAAUACCGGAACGUCCACCCGCUCGGCAUCUACGACCCUAUCUCCUAGCACUCCUGGAGCUGGUUUUUCAGCUGCACAAUCCUCGAGGGUAUUGGUUACCUCUCUUUUCGCGCUGUGCGCCGUCGCCUUGUUCUAA